CCGGUGGCCAGUUCAAAGUUGGUGUUUGAACGGCUCCAUCCACAUCACGUGGCCCUGUUCACAAAAACCUCUCUUUCUGUAUGAUUCAUGCCGAAAGACAUUGCUCAACCCAGCCAGCACCGCACGCCCACUAUACUUGACCACCCCUCGUAUUUACCCAAUAAUUUUCACUCAACCCAGUGGCCAUAAUAAGUCUCGGCUCACCAUGUCAAUCGGCGGGGAGGGCGAGUCUGCCCAUCCUCUUAAGAUAUUCGAUAUCACCAGGAAACAAGACCGGUUUCUGAACGCCCUUGCACCUAUGGUGCGGUAUGGAAAGCUUGCCUUUCGCCAAACAGUUCACCAGUAUGGCGUUGAUCUCUGCUGGACGCCCAUGGUCCUCGCGAAGGAGUUCAACCGCAACAGCUUCGCACGCGACAGCGACAUAACCGUCUCGACCAACCCCGGCCAGCCGGUCACCAUCGUCCAGUUCGGCGCCAACGUGCCGCUCGAGAUGGCGCGCGCGGCGGCCCUCGUUGCGCCGAGCACCAACGGCGUCGACCUCAACUGCGGGUGUCCGCAGUCGUGGGCGUGCGCGGAGAAGCUCGGCGCCGCGCUCAUGGGGCACCGCGAGUUGGUGCGGGACAUGGUUGUCGAGACGCGGCAGCGGUUGGAGAGGGAUGGAUGGCAUGUGGGCCUAGAGAGGGAUAUCGACAGUCCCAAGGGCCGGAGCGUCAGUGUCAAGAUCAGAAUCCACGAUGACCUCAGGAGAACCAUGGACUUUCUUGAUACCGUGAUAGGACACCCUCAGAAUCGGCUUGUUGACUGGGUCACCAUCCACCCAAGAACAAAGUCCACGCCCUCCACCAUUCCCAUCAGAACUGAAGCUCUCGAGAUCCUCACCGCCAAGUAUGCUGGAACUCUCCCCAUUCUCCUCUCCGGCGAUGUUUUCGACAUCAACUCGCUGCCGCUGCAGCCCACCAUCACCACCAACAACGACACCCCCCUCGUGUCCCUCGCUACGCUCACCCUCAAUUCCACCACCUCUUCUAAGCCGACACCAUCGCCCAGCAACACUAACCUCUCUGGCUUCAUGUCUGCUCGCGGACUCCUCGCCAACCCCGCGCUGUUCGCCGGCUACUCGGCCUGCCCUUGGGACGCCGUCGAGACCUUCAUGUGCAACGUCGCCCGCUGUCCCUUGCCCUUUAAGCUGACCCUUCAUCACAUCCAGGAGAUGUGCGCCCCGGGCAUGGGCGCGGAUAAAUCGUCACUGCUUACCAAGAAGGAGCGGACGCAUAUGACUGGGUUGGCGAACAUGUGCGAAUUGAUCGACUUUCUUGACGAAAUGAUCGACGAAAAGACGGGUCGAGUUGGGGGUCUCAGACGGGAUUUGUGAGCACCUCGACUCAGGGGUAGCAUCGAACCAGACACGACUCGGGACGUAUGUGUGGUUAAACAUGGCAUC
Ilyonectria robusta is the source of this 1441-nucleotide messenger RNA. RefSeq lists its product as uncharacterized. The transcript has 5 exons. Gene Ontology annotation, molecular function: flavin adenine dinucleotide binding; tRNA dihydrouridine synthase activity. The record is from RefSeq and is a predicted model, not a curated record. Bases 206 to 1372 code for a protein of 388 amino acids. Gene Ontology annotation, biological process: tRNA processing. NCBI's taxonomy places the organism in Eukaryota, Fungi, Ascomycota, Sordariomycetes, Hypocreales, Nectriaceae.